Alternaria burnsii is the source of this 834-nucleotide messenger RNA. RefSeq lists its product as uncharacterized. Bases 1 to 834 code for a protein of 277 amino acids. The record is from RefSeq and is a predicted model, not a curated record. Gene Ontology annotation, molecular function: methyltransferase activity. The transcript has a single exon. Lineage: Eukaryota; Fungi; Ascomycota; Dothideomycetes; Pleosporales; Pleosporaceae.
AUGACUGAUCUCAUUUCCGUCGAGGAACCCACGAAAUGGGGCAAAGCCACCGAGACCUCAGCAACUCGCUACAGUCGCACCAAUGCACCGCAACAUGGGUUGGGCAAUAGCCUCAGCACCAUGAUGAAGAUAUCAGAAGGCCAACACGUCCUUGUAACCGCCUGCGGCCCCGGAAGCGACGCUCUCGCCAUCGCGCGAAUCGUAGGCCAGUCCGGCAGAGUCGUAGGGUUCGAUCUGGACAAACACAGCAUCGACCGGGCUCGGGAGGCUCUAGAAAAACACCCAGACCUCAAGCCAUAUGUGCAGUUUCAUGUCGCCGACGCGCACGAUCUCUCCAUGUUCGCAGGACAGACGUUCGAUGCCAUACAUUGCAACGCGUCAUAUCACUGGUUCACCAACAAGCCUCUUUUCCUUGCGCAAGUUGCGACUCUCGCAAAGCCUGGCGCUGUUAUUGGAAUCGCGACCCAGGACCGCAACUUCCAGCCGCCCAUGCUGGAUAUUCGAACCGAAGUAUUGGCGGAACUCGGUGAGAAUGCAACCGACUUCAUAUUCCAUCCGACUCCAACAGAAAUGCGACGUGACCUAGGCGCCGCUGGAUUCGGCGAUGCGAAGCUAUUAGGAUACUACGGCACGUAUGUGCUCGAGAGCGCGGAGGCCAUGUGGAAUUGGGUGAACGACAGCUCGGGCAAUCGAUUCGGUAAUUACUUGGAGGAAGGGAAGAGGGAGCGGAUGAAGCAGAUGAUGCUGGACAGGUUUGGCGGGUUGGCUUUGAAGGACGGAAAGGUGGUGAUGCAGUUCAAGCACAUUGUUGCAAUGGGGCACUAUGGUCGUUGA